UCAUAUGACCUGCACUUUUUAUACAAAGAGGAAGAAACCUUUACACGAAACACUCCACGAAGACUAAAGAAAGCGUGAUUGUACCUUGCAAGGAUGAUGUACGCUCUUGUAAUAAUGGCCUCUGUGGCCACAGUCACCUUUGGUGCACCAAGCUUUGUGGAAUGGUUUGAAAUGUCACCUGCCAAGACAAUUAACAAACCGAAACCUCACCUUCUAGGCCGUGAGCAGGCUAGGGUGGAAUUUGAUGACUAUUUUACUGAAUUCGAAAACUUCAAACGAUCUUUUGGCAAAAUGUAUGAAACAGAGGAUGAGAAGUCACGAUUUGGUACUUUUGUCAAGAAUCUGGAUGCUAUUCGGGAACACAACAAAAAAUUCCACAGAGGACAGAAGUCUUUCUAUUUGGGCAUCAACAACUUUACAGACAUGGAACUCAAGGAGUUUGUUAAGUACAACGGUCUCUUGAAAAAGUCUACAAACGUAAAAACCUCUGACUGUGGAAAAUUUAUGGAGCCACAUUUCUUGACAUUGCCUGAAGAGGUUGACUGGAGAAAGGAAGGAUAUGUGACCAAGGUGAAAAAUCAGGGACAAUGUGGGUCAUGCUGGUCAUUCAGUACUACUGGUGCCCUUGAAGGACAGCAUUUCCGAAGCACAGGAAAGUUGGUGUCACUGAGUGAACAACAGCUGGUAGACUGCUCAGAAAGCUAUGGAAACAAUGGUUGUGAAGGAGGACUCAUGGAUCAGGCCUUUGAUUAUAUCAGGGAUAUUGGUGGUAUUGAGUCGGAGGAAGAGUACCCAUACAAGGCUAAGGAUAAGAAGUGCCACUUUCACAAGAACGAGGUCAAUGCCACAUGUACUGGGUGUAUGGAUAUCGAGAGUGGAGACGAGGAUCAACUUAAGAAGGCUGUUGCCUCAGUAGGCCCAAUCUCUGUAGCCAUUGAUGCUAGUCACCAGUCCUUCCAGCUUUAUAAAGGAGGUGUCUAUACAGAGGAGGAGUGCAGUAGUGACCAGCUGGACCAUGGCGUGCUGACUGUUGGGUAUGGGACAGAGGAUGGAAAUGACUACUGGCUUGUCAAGAACAGCUGGGAUGUUGUGUGGGGAGAUGAAGGAUAUAUCAAGAUGGCAAGGAAUCAGGACAAUAUGUGUGGUAUUGCUACUCAGGCCAGCUACCCACUGGUGUAAACAAACAACUGUACAGAUCAAAUACUUUUUUUCAGGAUCCCACUCAGCAGCAGCAAGUACUGACAGAAGAAGACCAAGACAGCUGUCAAUUAAAAA
Messenger RNA from Ylistrum balloti, 1275 nucleotides. RefSeq names its product procathepsin L-like. The transcript has 10 exons. Bases 94 to 1179 code for a protein of 361 amino acids. The record is from RefSeq and is a predicted model, not a curated record. NCBI's taxonomy places the organism in Eukaryota, Metazoa, Mollusca, Bivalvia, Pectinida, Pectinidae. Gene Ontology annotation, biological process: immune response. Gene Ontology annotation, molecular function: cysteine-type endopeptidase activity. Gene Ontology annotation, cellular component: lysosome.